This is a messenger RNA of Morone saxatilis (striped sea-bass), 1057 nucleotides long. RefSeq names its product diacylglycerol kinase theta-like. Bases 84 to 629 code for a protein of 181 amino acids. The transcript is spliced from 6 exons. Gene Ontology annotation, molecular function: ATP-dependent diacylglycerol kinase activity. The record is from RefSeq and is a predicted model, not a curated record. Gene Ontology annotation, biological process: intracellular signal transduction; lipid phosphorylation; diacylglycerol metabolic process. NCBI's taxonomy places the organism in Eukaryota, Metazoa, Chordata, Actinopteri, Moronidae.
CGAACCUGUACCCAGCAGUGUGUUAGUGCCUUGCUCAGCGGCCUCUGACUGUCCCCUCUGUCUCCUCCUCAGUAUGUAACUUCAUGUGUCACGAGAAAUGCCUGAAGACGCUGCGUUCAGUGUGUUCCUGCAUGACUCCAUCUGUGGUGCGGGUCCCGGUGGCUCACUGCUUCGGUCCGGCGGGUCACAAGAAACGUUUCUGCUGCAUCUGCAGGAAGCAGACGGAGGGAAGCACGGCGCUGCGCUGCGAAGUGUGUGAGCUGCACGUCCAUGCUGACUGUGCUGCGUUCAGCUGUGCCGACUGUCGCCAGUCUCACCUGGAUGUCUCUCUGGAGCAGGAUACGUUCCACCACCACUGGAGGGAGGGUAACCUGGCGUCAGCGGCGAGGUGUGAGGUUUGUCGGCGGUCCUGCGGUUCGUCUGACGUCCUGGCGGGGAUGAGGUGCGAGUGGUGCGGCAUCACGAGCCAUGCCGCGUGUUACCUCAGCGUGCCACCAGAGUGCACUCUGGGACGUCUGCGCUGCAUGCUGCUGCAUCCGGCCUGCGUCCGCCUCGACUCCAGAAACUUCAGCAAGAUGCACUGCUACCGCAUCACCGAGAGCUGCAGCCAGGACCUGGUUGGAUGUUGAAGAUGUUCCUUGAAAAACACACUAUUUCUGUCCUCAAUAAUUUGUGGAGUCCUACAGGGAAGCAUCCUGGGUCCUCUGAACUUCCUAUGAAUUUUGUUUUAUAAACUUUGGGACAAACUGUCCCUUUAAAUUCCUAUAUUUAAACUAUACUAUUAAACUAUAUUUAUAUUAUUUCCUUGUCCUUUAUUUAACCAUCAUAAUUAAAAACAGUUAUGAGAAUAGAUAAGAUAACUGUCAUACACACAACACACAGCCUCAGUUAUAUUCAGUUAAUGUGGUCACACUUGUAUUUAAGUUGCUUUGAAGAAAACGGGCUUGAGUUCAUUCGUACCUCCAGAUGUUGGAGAUGUGUGAUGAUGUGUUAAUUAUUAUUAUUAUUAUUAUUAUUAAUUAAUGCCCCGUCCUUGUUCCUCUGUGUUUCCCUCCAU